Messenger RNA from Magallana angulata, 904 nucleotides. Its product is annotated as ATP-dependent DNA helicase RecQ-like. Lineage: Eukaryota; Metazoa; Mollusca; Bivalvia; Ostreida; Ostreidae. Gene Ontology annotation, biological process: double-strand break repair via homologous recombination. The record is from RefSeq and is a predicted model, not a curated record. Bases 125 to 904 code for a protein of 259 amino acids. The transcript is spliced from 4 exons. Gene Ontology annotation, molecular function: nucleic acid binding; four-way junction helicase activity; ATP binding. Gene Ontology annotation, cellular component: nucleus; cytoplasm; chromosome.
UAACAACAUCUCGUACGGGGUCAUCUCAGAGUGACCUUUUGUGAAAAUACAACGGCCAAUGAGAAUUAACCAAUGACGUCACUGAUCCACCAAUGAGAAAGAGUUUGUUAUACGCAUUUGGCUUAUGUGUUUAAAAAUGGCUGCGCCCAUUGAAACGGUUACGAGUUCGCUCGGUAUAAAAUUAAAGCCACAACAACUGGAAAUAUUGCAGAGCCUUCUUGAUGGGAAAGAUUGCAUGACCGUUUUACCGACUGGUUUCGGAAAAUCUUUACCAUAUCAAGUGUUUCCGUUGAUACAGAGGGAGAGAGGUCGCAACGGAAUUGUUCUUGUUUGCUGUCCCCUUAUUUCCUUAAUGAAAGAUCAGGUCGAGAGGGCAAAUGCAAUUAACGGUGUAACAGCAGCAUAUAAAGGUCAAGGUCUAGACAGAGAGAUUCUAAGCGGCAAGAUAGACAUUGUGUUUGCAAGUCCCGAGUCACUGUUAGGUGACUGGCGAACUGAACUGCAGCAUCUAGAUGUCACAGCUAUUGUUAUAGAUGAAUUUCAUUUAAUUUCUACAUGGGGACAAGCUGAUGAACAUAUUCACAAGAAAGCAUUUAGAAAAUGGUUUGGUGACAUUGGAGAACUGCGAUCCAUCUUUCCAAAUGCAUCUCUACUUGCUUUGAGUGCCACAUGCACACUGAAAGUACAGAAACGUGUUUUGAAAGUGGUCUCUUUUAAGCCAGGCUUUACAUUUGUGUACUUAUCUCCUGACAAGAGGAACAUUAAAUAUGUUGUGAAGAAAGUGGCGAAUGACAUUGAAAUGAGACAGAUGAAUCAAUCAAAGGAACUGCAUUAUCUUCGAUUCGAGAAGAGGAGAGCCCUACAAGAGUUAUUAUUUCUACAAAUGCCUUGGGUAUGGGUGUAG